Penicillium odoratum is the source of this 738-nucleotide messenger RNA. Its product is annotated as dienelactone hydrolase family protein. Bases 1 to 738 code for a protein of 245 amino acids. NCBI's taxonomy places the organism in Eukaryota, Fungi, Ascomycota, Eurotiomycetes, Eurotiales, Aspergillaceae. Gene Ontology annotation, molecular function: hydrolase activity. The record is from RefSeq and is a predicted model, not a curated record. The transcript has 4 exons.
AUGGCCUCCAACCCUCCCUCUCAAUGCUGCGCCACUGGCUUCAAGCACGAAGGCACCCCUGUCGGCGAGCUCAAGACCAUUGACGGUGUCAACACCUACAUUGGUACUCCCAAGAACAACCGCAAGCCUGAUACGGCCAUCCUCUACCUGUCCGACAUCUUCGGCAUCUUCCCCAACAACCAGCUUCUUGUUGAUGAGUUCGCCAACAAUGGCUACCUGACUGUCCUCCCUGACCUAUUCGCCGGUGGUCAGAUCAGUGCCGAUGACAUGGAUAAGGGCCGUAUCAACAUUAUGGAGUGGCUCAAGGACUACCAGCCCGAGAAGGUCGACCCCAUUGUGGCCGCCACCAUUAAGUACAUGCGCGAGACCCUUGGCGUGAAGAGAAUCGCUGCUGUCGGCUACUGCUUCGGUGCCCGUUACGUCACUCGCUUCCUGAAGGUUGGCAAGAUCGACGUUGGUUACCACGCCCACCCCACCGGUACCACCCACGAGGAUCUCGCCGGUAUCGAGGGACCUCUGUCCAUCUCCGCUGCUGAGAUCGACUCGGCCUUCCCUGCCAAGCUCCGUCACGAGUCCGAGGAGAUCCUGGCUAAGACUGGCCAGGAGUGGCAAAUCAACUUGUUCAGUGGUGUUGUUCACGGCUUCGCCGUCCGCGCUGAUCUGAGCGACUCUAAGCAGAAGUGGGCUAAGGAGCAGGCUUUCUGCCAGGCUGUUACCUGGUUCAACCGCCAUCUAUAG